This is a messenger RNA of Apis dorsata (giant honeybee), 593 nucleotides long. Its product is annotated as integumentary mucin A.1-like. The transcript has a single exon. The annotation marks the transcript as partial. Lineage: Eukaryota; Metazoa; Arthropoda; Insecta; Hymenoptera; Apidae. The record is from RefSeq and is a predicted model, not a curated record.
AAACAACUUUCACUACGACAACAUCGCCGGAAACAACAACCAUACCAACAACUAUUACCACAACAUCUACGCCAGAAACUACUACGGAAAGUCCAACUCCGCCACCUACUACAACUACUGUAGUUCCUAUUAUAACUGAAGAAACAACUGUGACCACGACAACAUCGCCGGAAACAACUACACCAACAACUAUUACCACUACAUCUACGCCAGAAACUACUACGGAAAGUCCAACUCUGCCAACUACUACAACUACUGUAGUUCCCACCACAACUGAAGAAACAACUGUAACUACGACAAUAUCGCCGGAAACAACAAUUACACCAACAACUACUACAACACUUACGCCAGAAACUACAACGGAAAGUCCAAUUCCACCAACCACUACAACUAUUGUAGUUCCUACCACAACUGAAGAAACAACUGUAAUUACGACGACAACAGCUACGCCAGAAACAACAACGGAAAGUCCAACUCUGCCGACUACUACGACUGAGAUUUCUCCUACUACAAUUGAAGAAACAACUGUAACUAUGACAACAUUGCCGGAAACUACAACUACACCAACUAUUACUACAAUAUUUAUACCAGAA